This is a messenger RNA of Notechis scutatus (mainland tiger snake), 3411 nucleotides long. The record is from RefSeq and is a predicted model, not a curated record. Lineage: Eukaryota; Metazoa; Chordata; Lepidosauria; Squamata; Elapidae.
UGUGUGUGUGUUUUUUUGGGGGGGAAAAGCAAAAAUCACAAACUGAAAGGGAAGGGCGACGUUCUAUUUAGUUCAGCCGCCGCCAUUUUCGUAAUUUUUUCCCCUUGCAUCUUACUCUUAGGAGACUUCUCGCCUUCCGCCGCCCCCCCCCGGGCCCCUUUUCAAAACUAUUCAAACUGCCACCCGCGGCUUGGCGGUUUUGCUCUUCCGCAGCGCCAGAGGACCCGCGGGGCGGGAGGGGGCGGUGAGAGUGGGGGCGGCUCGCACGCGCCGAGAGAGCGGUCGCCAGGCUACUCCGGUAAACAACCCCCGCAGCAUGUCCCAGCUUCAGUUUUUGGAGCUGCCCAAAGGAGUUUACUUGCCGUUGACCAUAAUUAACCCUGGUUUGUGGUACUGGAAAGAAGAUUCUAGAACACUCGAAUUUUCAUGUGCCCAGCUUAAGGAAGAACUUAAGGACAGUAAAGAGAAAAAUAAGAAAGGCAAGACUAUCCAAUUUCAGGAACUUGGAGCAAAGCCACUAGAAAGGUCAGGUCCUCAUUAUUUUCGAAAUCUGUUUACCUUGAGUGUUUCUUCUGGAGAAGACAAAUCCCCUCGGCCGACCAAGAGAGCACAGUCUGAACUUAUAACUCUAGAAGAUGUUAAGUAUGCUGCUUUAUUUCUGGCACAUGAAGAUGAUUCCAUUCACGUUUCUUCUUUCUCCUUAGUUAUGAGGUGUAAGCAGUUGGAUGAUUUCCUCAUGGCUUUGUUGUACUAUAUUUCUUUUUAUCUGGAAAAAAUAAACCUGGAGAUGAAACCCAAGUCUUUUAUGGGAAAGAAAAUAUCAUCAUCUCGGAAAGACAGGGAAUUCUUUGAGUGCUUGUACACCUUUGCAUCCUACGUAGCUUUUGUGACAUUCAGACAAAAGAAUCUCAAGGAAAUCCAGCAAGAAGUUGGUAGAUUGCUCCGGUCAAAUAUGUUCAAUUCUGCUUUAAGAGAGAGAUCCAAGUCUAAGGAAAUGAAAAUGGAUAUUACCGAAGAAUUGAUGAAAGCCACAUUUGCCUUUCGCAAGAGAACAGAUGUUAAGCAGCCAGCCAUAAGAAGUGUCAUGGAUCAGCGAUCACCAGUGCUUAGUACUUUGCUGCCUCUGGCUAAAGACAGUGCUCAAUAUCUGUUUCAGGACCAUUAUCUUCGUCCCAGCAAAACUGCCCCACGUUACAUCCCAGAAAACUUACCAGAGUUGUUUUCUAUUGUGUCACCCUCCAAGAUUGGUAUUAUUGGAUCUCAACGCACCAAGUUUGUCCCUCAUACACUUUUACCAAUUGGGAGCACAGAGGAUGAGAAGGAAAAUGGGGAGACUCUCGAAAGAAGUGUCUCUUCAGUAUUGUCAAAGGAAAUAACCACAGGCUCUGGUAGGGCUGUUCAAAGCGGUGCCAGUCACCAAUCUCUGGCAAUUUCACGGGCUACGACUGAAGGAGACUAUAUUGAAAAUUCCCAGUAAUACAUGCUAGUAUGAGGGAUACAAUGCCCAUGUUAAAUCUCUUGGCGAUUUUCUAAUUAGCUUUUGAUUUUAUCCAUUACUUAUGCCUGAGAAAAUAUGGCAAGUUUAAUAAUAUUAAGUGUCAAAGUGCUGCCCAAAAUAAUACAUGAAAAAUCCUCAUGAGGACAAAUACUAUAAACACUUUUGGUUUGUACCAGUUUAACUGCUAUAGAUAUUCAGCCAAAAAUGCUGGGAAUGUAAACUAGCUUUAAGUAUUUGUAAUUCAAAUAUCUGAAGGUAUUUCUAGUCAUAUAUGAAUUAUUUAUGACUAAUAAAGCAGUUUAAACUGGAACUUUGGAUACUCAUAUAGACUAAGUUUGUAAAUUAUGUCUGUUAAACAAUGGUUUGAUUUAGUCCAACUGACUCAAUUGCUUGAGUUCAAUACAACACAAUCAGGUACAUUUAAAAUUUCUGUUGACAGAUUGGUUUUGCAAAUGUGUUAGAUCGUUCAAUGGAAUGUAUUGUAUAAUUAAUCAAGCAGUAUGGUUUUCAAACAGGUAAAAGUAUCUAUAUUAAAAUCAUAAGAGAAAUAGGCACAAAUAUACCUAUUUUAAGAGUAUACCUACUUUAGAUAAAACUGCUUCUUAAUGUGGAGGAAGAGACUGGACAGCCCCUUGUCUGGAAUAGUAUAGGGUUUCCUGCUUGAGCAUGGGGUUGGAUUAGAAGACCCUCAACAUCCCUUCUAACUCUGUUAUUCUGUUCUGUUGUGUUCAAUAUAAAUGUAGCAAGACACUCUUUUAUUGAGUGGAUGUUCAAAACCUAUGAUAUUGUAACCAAGGAGUCUUUGCCUUGCAUUUUACAAAUCCCUCAAAGAAGUAAAAUAUGAAUUUAUUUAAAAUAUGGAAGAUCAGCUGGAACAUCAUUUGCAGAUAUAGUGCCCCUUGUUGGCUCCUAUCUGCUGCUUUUGGCAUGCUAAAGGCAGCUAAACGGCAAUCGUAGACAUGAUCUGACAGUUAUUCCUACAUUACUCAGAUUCUAUGGAUGGCGAUUUUGUUUGUGUGCUUGCUUAAUCUUGUGAAGUUAAUUUUAUCCUAGACUAGUUUCAAACCCCAGAGUUAGAAGGGGGGCAUUAGGUAAUGACAUUUUAAUCACGGAAUCUAAAUUAUCUGUACUGAUUAUUUUAGAGAUCAAAGUGUUAUAUGAAAGCAGGGAAUGGUUUUAUUUGCUAAACUAUAGUUCAACACAACUAUGUGUUAACAUAAUCCAUUUUAGACUGACUGGGCCUGUAAAUAUAAGGAACCUUGCAUUUGGUUUACUAACAUAAUUGAUAAUACCCAGAAUUCCUACUCAGUAUAUAUAAAACCCUAUAUUUCAGUAUAAUUGUUUAUUUAUAAAACAAACCCUGCCCCUGGUAAAUGCUAUCUUUAUUUACUUAUUUCAUUUACUGAUUGAUAAUUUAAGGCUGUUUGACUCUAGAGUGACUUUGUUUGGCUUAUUGUCAAAUCCCCAAACCAAGAAAGACACAUGGCGAUCCCUUCAGGUUGAUUUCUUCAUCGUUCCACACUAUAGACAGGAUCUUGCCAAACUGAAGCACUCUACUAGCUACAUCAAACAUAAUUUGAGAACUAUUAGGGAGGAGUUGUCUUCACCCUAUUUGUCUCACACAACUAUCUGGACUGAGCUGCCUCUUAUUCUUCUGGAAUGCACUGCUCCUUUCUGGAAAUCCAGCCUACGACAUUCCAUCACACACUAUAAAGAAUAUAGACACAGAUUUAAAAGACAGUAAUAAACAGAAAAGUAUACAUGUCUGGAAACAUUCCCACAAAAUACACCUGAUGGGCUCAACAACCGCUCUAUUCUAAUCCUGGGAAAGAGUCAGGUUUUCUAGGAGACUAUAACAGUGGGAAUUACAUAGACAUUCCCUUCUGUUGAGGGAAUUGCAUUUUUCUAAGUCA